AUGACUUCCAUUGAAGCAAAAAAAUUAGAGGACCAGUUAGAAAGGCAUAUAAAGAAUCGGGCCAGCGAUGCUACUAAAAUGUUGAAUUUUAAGACAUGGUGGUGGAGGAGAAGGGUUAGAUGGCAGAAAUGGUGCCGUUCAACCUCUACAACUAACGCUUCUUCCGCAGAAGUGUCAAACGCCAGAGCAGUCGCAAACACUGGUUACCGAAAGCGACUGCUAGAUGUGGUAACCACAGAAUGCUCUGCAGCUAUUCUCGAGGCGGCGGAGGCGAACCGACAAAGCAGUGGACAGAAAACAAUUGGACGCGGUCCUACUGCCGCCGACCGUUUAAAGAGGCAAGAAACGGAACUCUUUAUUGACAGAGAAAGGUCUGCCUCAGAGAAUGCGGACAAAUAUCAGUCGUUGUCAGAUGUCGAAACCGCACAAGAUGACUACAAUAUCAAUUGUAGAGACACCCAUAGGUCUGAUAAGUCAAGAAAAGCCCCAAAGAAAUCGAAAAAAGAUAAAGGGAACUCGAUCGGCAGAAAUAAAAUAAGGUUUUUCAACAAAUAUGUCAAGGAUGUUAAUAUGGAUAUCCUAAAAUGUGACAGCAACAUGUCACAAUUUUGCAUUACGCUGCUUGAUACGAUGGGGUACCAGCAGGACUUAACAAUAUCCAAGGAUUCU
This is a messenger RNA of Paramuricea clavata, 669 nucleotides long. The record is from the annotation of a GenBank genome assembly. NCBI's taxonomy places the organism in Eukaryota, Metazoa, Cnidaria, Anthozoa, Malacalcyonacea, Plexauridae.